AUGCCAGCACCGACUGGUCUAGUGGCUAUCACCGAUCCAACAUCUGCUUUCACGCAAAAUCCCUAUUACAAUAGCGGAUAUGGAGCCGGUGGUUAUGGUAUGUACGGUGGAACCACGGCUACUGCCUCGUACUACCAGCAGGUGGCUACCGGUUUACGAGCUCAGAAUGCUUCAUUCCCGUAUGGCAUCGGUGCCGCUACUCCUUCGGCUUAUUACGGAAGUUCCUAUCCAACGAGUUUCGACUAUUCUGCCUAUAAUCCACAAUAUUACAAUGGUAUGCGAGCCGGCUAUUACGGUAAUGCACUUGCGGCUGGCGCUACCGCAGCGUAUACGGGCACUGCUCUGUCCUCAGAAGCUUCUUCCGAACUGUCAGCCUUCACUCUGAAAUGUGACCGGAAAGGAGGAAAAUCGGCCAAAAAGAAGAAGACAGGCUCCUGUUCUCCAGGCGAUACCCAUUUCGCUAGGGUUUUUGUCUGGGAACUCGACGACAUAUGCACCCUCACAAGUACUUCGUUGAGUGGACUUGCUCAUAAGGUGAGUUUUCCUGAAAUCAUCAUGCUCACAUGGGCUAAAUGA
Cooperia oncophora is the source of this 576-nucleotide messenger RNA. Lineage: Eukaryota; Metazoa; Nematoda; Chromadorea; Rhabditida; Trichostrongylidae. The record is from the annotation of a GenBank genome assembly.